UAUUUAAAUGUACCAGUAGUUAAAUUGUUGUAUUUCCGGAAUAAUAAUUCAGAAUAUUGGCCACCAUUUAUUUCCGGAAGUGACGAUCGCUUCCUAUGGACGCUUGAGAUAAUCAUGACGGACAUAGAGCAAUAUGACGACGUGGUGCUCUCCACCGUCGGUGCCGAGACAGUGGCUCUCGCUCCGUCAGCAGAACUGCCGGAAAUAAAAUUAUUCGGACGGUGGAAUUGCGAUGAUGUGCAAGUCAGUGAUCUGUCUUUGCAGGAUUACAUUGCAGUGAAAGAGAAAAAUGCGAGAUAUUUGCCGCAUUCGUCAGGACGUUAUGCUUCCAAACGUUUCCGCAAAGCUCAAUGCCCAAUCGUUGAGCGAUUGACCAAUUCCUUGAUGAUGCACGGUCGUAAUAAUGGUAAAAAAUUGCUGGCUGUAAGAAUUGUCAAGCAUGCAUUUGAAAUUAUCCAUCUCCUUACUGGAGAAAACCCCCUUCAAGUUUUGGUUACUGCCAUCAUCAACUCUGGACCUCGUGAAGACUCAACACGUAUCGGACGUGCUGGUACCGUUCGUCGUCAGGCCGUUGAUGUGUCACCCCUUCGUCGUGUAAACCAAGCAAUCUGGUUGUUGUGCACCGGAGCACGCGAGGCAUCAUUUAGAAACAUAAAAACAAUUGCUGAGAGUCUUGCUGACGAGCUCAUCAAUGCCGCCAAGGGUUCUUCGAACUCCUACGCGAUCAAAAAGAAAGAUGAACUUGAACGUGUUGCUAAAUCCAACCGAUAAGUUUUUUUCAUUGUAACCACAUCAAUAAAAAAUUUUAAUUCUUUACAAAAUAA
This is a messenger RNA of Microplitis demolitor, 824 nucleotides long. Its product is annotated as 40S ribosomal protein S5. The coding region runs from base 115 to 771 and encodes 218 amino acids. The transcript has 3 exons. Gene Ontology annotation, biological process: translation; ribosomal small subunit assembly. The record is from RefSeq and is a predicted model, not a curated record. Gene Ontology annotation, cellular component: cytosolic small ribosomal subunit; ribosome. Gene Ontology annotation, molecular function: rRNA binding; structural constituent of ribosome; mRNA binding. NCBI's taxonomy places the organism in Eukaryota, Metazoa, Arthropoda, Insecta, Hymenoptera, Braconidae.